This is a messenger RNA of Trypanosoma conorhini, 504 nucleotides long. RefSeq lists its product as uncharacterized. Bases 1 to 504 code for a protein of 167 amino acids. NCBI's taxonomy places the organism in Eukaryota, Euglenozoa, Kinetoplastea, Trypanosomatida, Trypanosomatidae. The record is from RefSeq and is a predicted model, not a curated record. The transcript has a single exon.
AUGGAAGUGCAUAGCGAUGAUGAGUGUCCAUUGCUUCUUGGUGAGUAUAUUCGAUCAAAUCCUUCUUCUGCGAUAAGUGCACGGUGGGUAUUUGAACUUCCCGAUGAGGAACAAGGAGAUUGUGUAGCGAAAAUGGUUGAAAAUGCAGUUUAUCAAGAGACCUGGCUAUCAUAUUUUAAAUAUGCAGCGAAAAAGGAAAUUCCGGUAACCGAGGAGAUAGCGUUAGAGGCGAUUCAUUCAGUUGGUCUUGAUCCUUAUAGUGCGCCGUUAUGGUUAAAGGUUGUUGAACUUUGUUCGAAUGAGGAAAAAAAAAGGAAAUAUUUCAACUGGCGCUGCGAGUGCCCUUGUAUCAACAAGGUCUGGUGUAUAAGGCAUAUAAAGCGUUUGAGUCAGAAGUCUCCAAGCAAACUGGACAACCCACGUCUAACUUUCUGUCACUCUCUGAAGUUGUGCAAUAUUCCAAGAUCUUGGAGACGGAACCUAGUUGGCCCGAUCGGUUUGUAG